Molecule: messenger RNA, 5247 nt
Organism: Myxocyprinus asiaticus (Chinese sucker)
Lineage: Eukaryota; Metazoa; Chordata; Actinopteri; Cypriniformes; Catostomidae
Product: ETS domain-containing transcription factor ERF-like
Exons: 5
Coding region: 526-2385 (619 amino acids)
Biological process (GO): cell differentiation; regulation of transcription by RNA polymerase II
Cellular component (GO): nucleus
Molecular function (GO): sequence-specific DNA binding; DNA-binding transcription factor activity, RNA polymerase II-specific
Source: RefSeq, a predicted model, not a curated record
CCCGAAAGAGGAGGAGGACGAGGAAAGGAGGCGGCAGACUGGAGAGAGAGAGUGUUGCACGGAGCGAGUGGAAAAAGAAAAAGUCCAUGGAAAGAGAGGGGGGAAAGUGGAUCUUGUUUCUCUCGUCUCGUGUGUUUUGAUUUUGUUGGCAUCGCCGUGUGUUUCAACGUGAAGGCUUGAAUAUGCAACUUCGCAGCGCGCAUAAAGUAAUAAGUAGUUCAGCACGGACACGGCCCUUGUCCAGCAACACGACGCGCUCCGAUAUCUGACCGCAAGAGAGCGAGUCUCUCCGGCCACAAGGCAACAACGGUCCACGCUGAGCAGGAAAAACAAAACACAUAAAACUCCAAACAAACUGUGGGAGUACGAGUAAAGGGGCUGGAUCUGUGCAGGAGCGGAGGAGGAAAAGUUUACAGAGGAGUUUUGAGUGCGAUCCUGAGCUCAUUUCAUCUCUUUCUCGCUCACACUCUCUCUCUUCUUUCUCAGUUAGCACGACUUGCUAACGAAGCGGCAAUACUCUCAAACAUGAAGACCCCGGGCGACACGGGGUUUGCUUUCCCAGACUGGGCGUACAAGCCAGAGUCGAGUCCUGGUUCCAGACAGAUCCAGCUGUGGCACUUCAUUCUUGAGCUGCUGCGGAAGGAGGAGUACCACGAUGUCAUUGCCUGGCAGGGGGAUUAUGGAGAGUUUGUUAUCAAAGACCCGGACGAGGUGGCACGACUGUGGGGCGCCCGCAAGUGCAAGCCACAGAUGAAUUAUGACAAGCUCAGCCGAGCACUCAGAUACUACUACAACAAAAGGAUUUUGCACAAGACCAAAGGGAAGAGAUUCACCUACAAGUUCAACUUCAACAAGCUGGUGCUGGUUAACUAUCCGUUCAUUGACAUGGGCUCUGCAGGUUCUGGCAUUCCACAGAGUGCUCCACCUGUCCCAUCUGGCAUUAGCAAUCAUUUCCGUUUCCCUCCAUCCACGCCAUCAGACAUACUCUCUCCCAGUGAGGAACUUCGCAGUCCAGGUGUCUUCAGUGGUGUGACUCGUCGUAUGGCUCGUGGCUCUGUCUCCGACUGCAGCGAUGGCACCUCUACAAACUCUGAGCUUGAGGAAACAGGCAUAGCUGCCGGCGAUGACCGCCCAGCCGACCGGGCCUUCAGAAACCUUCUCCACCCACGCCUGUCCCAUGAUUCUCUGUUCCGCCUCUAUGGCACACCACCCAACCUAACCGGGCUGCCCAGGAGCGGGCCCCAUGCGCCCCCUCACAGGGUACACCACGAACCCCUGUCCCCCUUCCCAGUGUCCCCUCUCCCAGGCCCUGGAGGCUUGCUGGCUCCUGCUCUUUCUCCAGCUCUCUCAAUGACCCCCACAUCUCACAUACCCUACACACCUUCCCCAUCCCUUUCACCCAUGUUGGGAUCCCACUUCUCGUUCAAUCCAGAAGACAUGAAGCGCUGCCUGCAAGCUCACACUCAGAGUGUCUACAAUUAUCAUUUGAGUCCCCGUGCAUUCCUGCACUACCCCAACAUCAUCAUCCCCCAGCCCCAGCGCCCAGACAAGGGGCUAGGAGGGCCGGCAGGCAUAGGUGCACACCUCCCAGGUCACCCUUUGCACCAUCAGGCUGAGGAGCCUCAUCUAUCUACUUUCAAGUUUAAAUUACAGCCACCACCUCUAGGCCGCAAACAAAGAGAAGGGCCAACCUCAGUUGUAGGAAACUCUGGAGGUUCGGCCGCUUCCUUCUUAUACAGUGGUGAGCCUGGUUCUGCUUCUGGGCAGGGGUCAACUUCAGCCUCAGCUGGAAUGAUGAACCCAACCCCACCACCACCAGAGAUAAAGGUUGAGCCCAUCUCAGACAUGGAGUCAGAGGAAGAAGUUGAGGUCACCGACAUAAGCGAGGAGGAGCAUGAAGAUGACGAGUGUGACGUCUUUACCCCUCCCCAUUCCAAUGGUUGCUCCGCCCAUCCACCAAACCACGAUCGAAUGACCGAUGAUGACGAUCUCGAGGAAGAUGUCUUCAAGACUCCAGCUGCCCCUACUGCUGGAUUUGGCCCGACACUUCUAGGUCUUAAAGUAGAACCUAGGGAGCUUAACUUGGGCCUGGGUGCUCCCAUCAGUCCUGGAGGUACACGCUGCAUUCCCCUCAAGCUGCGCUUUAAACGUCGCUGGAGCGAAGACCAGCGAAUGGAGGCAGGAGCUGAAGAGGCCGAGGACAAGAAGAGUAGGGCUGAGAAGGAAGAGCUUACCCAGGAGGCAGAGCCUAAAUUGGGGGAGGAAAAUGGAGAUAGAAAGAGUCCAGAAAGUUUGGUUGCACCCCUUGGGACGGGCCAGAGGAGGGUGAGCUCUGAGCUGCAGCGAGCGACUGCACAGUUGUCUUUAGAAAACAAUGUUUGCUGAAGCAACGUGGUCAAACAGAUAAAUGUACAUAGACAAAGCUGUCCUUCUUAAGGCGACUGCUUCACCAUGCUCUCCAACUGCCCACAGAAUUUACACACAGACCCAUCUAACCAUGCAACUGCUCAAGUCCAUUCGACUCACUUGGAAGCCCAAACUAACAUUCAAACAACUAUACACAAAGGUUCGCCUCAAAGUGUUGCGACACUAAGAAUUAGCAAUACUUUCAUUUUCUCUUAUGAAUAUCAAGUAAUAGAGCCCCUCCCUUACCGAAUUCAUUUCUUAUUGAUUGCUGUGUAGACCUUCACCAUCCCAAGUUUAAGUCUGUAAAAACUUGGAAGCUUUUUCCCCAGCAGCAGCCCUUGGAAGGUAUCCAUUUUUGAUUCGAUUUGGGGAUCAACUUAUUGAUUUCCAAAUUCAAGAGAUUACAGAAAUGUCUGAACCAGAUGUUGAUGCACACCUGUAAAAUAUGUGUUGUGAUAUCUGAUUGUAAUUAUAAAUUGGUCUCCUCCUCAUCUUGUUUUCCCCUUUUCAUUCAUCCCCAUGGAAUUUGGGGUCACAGUCCUGUGGACAUUAUCUCAUGUUUAGCAGACACUCUUGGAUAAAGUGAGAAGUGCAGGAGGAUGUUGGGCGCACCCUUCAAACUCGAUCAUAGUUCUCAAACUUACCGAAUACGGAUGCUCUUCUCCAGGCAACAUGCUAUUUUUUUCAUCGCUCACCAAGAUUCAAGUCCCCCACCCAGACUUUCAAAAAACCACCUUGCCUUUUGUUUUCAAGUCAGGACCUUCGUGUUGUGUCACUGCCUUCAGAGUGGUUAAUGCUUGAGUGCUACCAUUGAAAUGCUGCCUUCACUGCCAUAGUGUCCAACCAAGACACCAGCUAUCCGAGUUGUUCAGCAAGUUCAGCCUUUGCUAAUGGGACCACUCAACAACCUCUUAACGUAUCUUACACGUGUAUAUAUAAUGAGGAUUUGUUUUAUAUACAAUAGUCCAUCUACAUGACCACCAGCUGUAAGACGAAUUAUGGAUUGCAUAUGAUUAUUACUUCUCCACCUCUUGAUGUUAUUUAUUUUUUUAUAAUGCAUUUUUAACCCAUGAUUGGGGAUAAGUAGAAGGAACAUUGGGGCAUCAUAUAAGUAGGUGCAGGUGCUUAAAAAGCUAUGAAUGUGUUGGUGUGAACGUAUGGUUUUAGUUUAAACGUUGUAAUUCUUACUAAAACCAUUUUUAAAAUCCCAUACACCCCUUUGGUUCGUAAAAAAGAGAAUCACCAUUGUUUAAGCGAAGAUCUCAGGCAUACCUCACCAUAUACCCUUCUUCUAUUAAAUAGGUCGUCUUUGAAUAUGAAGCCUUUUAAAGAACAACAACAACAACAAAAAAAAUGUGCCUUUUUAUGUACAAACAGAAGACUUGACUCCCCAAUGAUUUUAAAUAAGAUGUGUUGCUUUAACCACGAUACAUACAAACUCACACACAGGAGAGGCCUUAGAAACAUGACCUCAAACACUGCUAUUAUGCCUUAGUUUUUUACCUGAAAAGAAACUAUCCUAAAUAAAAUUGCAUUAGAGUCCAUAUAUUGUCUCACUUUAUUGCAAGAUAGUUGUUUAUAUUUGAUAAAAAAAUAAAUAAAAAAAAAACCUCAAAACACAGGUUUGGAUAUGAGCUAUAUUUCUGAAGGUAAAUCUAUAUGAAUAUCUAUGUAAGCAGAGUUUAGUUUCAGGGCCCUACAGUGAUUUACUGUGAAUGAAAAGUGUUGUUAUAGACAAAGCUAAACAUAACUGACCAAUCAUUGAGAACCUUGACUGGCACAGCUGUCCUUGGCCUUAUAAGGUCUACAUAUAUAGUUUGCUCACUCAGAUCACGCACACGUCCUGUCGCAUUUGUGCAUUUUUUUCCUCUGUCUCUCUGCAGUGUUUUAGUUGUAGGAGACCGUGUUUUAUCUAACAUGAUCAAGAUUGAACAGGUAUCACUUUUUGGAGCACUCGAACAUGCGCAUGUCAAUGUCGUUUGAGCACAACCAGCUUCUUUUGUAGCAAAAUGUAAGGAUAUCCUAGUAAACAGUGAUGUCGUGUUCUUGAAUAAUGUCAUGACCAUGUCCUUGAAAAAGGGACCUCAUUUUAGUAAACAGUUUAAAUCAAAGAAAGAGGAAAAUCAGACACUUAGCCCUAAUCAGAGGAGGAAAUUUAGGACCUGGCACACUCCACUUUUUUAUUUUAUUUUAUUUUUUACUUUUUUGGAGUUUUAUCUUCGUUUUACGGCCUUAAACCGGUAUUUCAACUGACAGCUGCCUUAUAUUUGUUAGAAAAUAUUUUUUUCCUCUUGUCUUUUCAAUAUAAACAGUGCUGUUUUAUUAUAAUUUUGUUUAUAUUCCCAUUUAUAUUAUUGCUGGUAUUUUUUAUUUUAUUUUUUAUUUUUUUUUAUCUGAAUUUUAGCCUCAAGAUGCCAUUUUAACAAAAGCGUACUUCUCUACCCUCUUUGAUUCCACAAUAUAAAAGUGCUCUGGCUUUGUAUUAAUGCUGGUUUUUAGUUGUAUUUUAGAAAACCAGGUGAAAGGGGAGGGGGUGACAUUAUGCUAUCACGUUAUUUUUAUUUUAUUAUGUCCUUUUUGGUUUUAUAUAUAUAUAUAUAUAUAUAUAUAUAUAUAUAUUCCAUUUUUGGGGAUGAUGUAAGAAAAAGACAGUUAUUUCUUUAAUGUGUUCAAGGUCUCAUUUAUGCUUCUCUCUUCUUUUCAUCUCAGCGUUUAACACUUGUAAAGAGAGAUGAAAUUUGACAUCACAAGCAACCCUAUAUACUUUUGUUUCUCUUGUGGUUUCUUUUUCUCUUGUAAUUAAAACUGUAAUCAGGGUUCAUUAAAACAGGUAAAAGCGGA